Molecule: messenger RNA, 1108 nt
Organism: Caretta caretta (loggerhead turtle)
Lineage: Eukaryota; Metazoa; Chordata; Testudines; Cheloniidae
Product: rho GTPase-activating protein 24-like
Biological process (GO): activation of GTPase activity; negative regulation of ruffle assembly; negative regulation of Rac protein signal transduction
Cellular component (GO): focal adhesion
Molecular function (GO): GTPase activator activity
Source: RefSeq, a predicted model, not a curated record
UACCCCGGCAGAAAAUUUAUCAGAGAAGAAUGCAACUAGUAAUUCAGACAGCUAUGAAAUGUGCCACCCACAGAUGUCAUUCAAACUACACAGAAAAGAUGGAGGGUACACAAAAGAGGUGGUGUCUCCUGGGGAUAAGAACAAGCCAGCACAAUGAGACCAUGCGCACAGUGAACUGGCAAACCAACUUGAGGCGUCACCCAUUCCAUAUCAAAAACAAAAUCAGAGACUGAAACAAGAUCCAGGCUCCAACAAAAUGGACAAUUUCCAAGUAUUUGAAAAGCUUCAAACAGCUGUGGUAAGGAAGAAAAGUUUCACAGUCCAGGGUGAGGCAAAUGCAUGAAAACAACCUCUUCUGUAACAAAACAGAACGGACUCUUUUGCAAAGCCAGUAGGAGCAAUACUGGUCAGGGAUCCAGGACUAGCUCCCUAUGUGAAAUUAUGUUUGAAGAAAACCCGACUUCAAGAUAUUUAAUCAGGUCUACCUGCCCAGAAGAGUCCCAAGAAACUAACACAGCCACUUCCAAUGUUUUGGGGCUACAGGAAAACUUGGGACAUGGCCCAGGGGACAAGAGCAGUGAAGGAUCUCCUACUGCCAAUGACUUCUCAGCAAAUUCAACUUCAGUGCAGCACUAUCUUGUCAGCCUAAAGAAGCAGAUGUCCAGGCAGAAGGCAGAGUAUGAAGCUAAAAUUACAAGCCUGGAGCAGCGGAACAAAGAGCUGCAGUCAGAGAUUAAGGAUCUGCAUUCAAAACUGUGUCAGCAACGAAAGUGGUACAGUCUGGUGGAGAUUAAAAUGCGAAAUGCAGAGAGGGCACGGGAAGAUGCAGUAAGAAGAAAUGAAAUGCUCCAGAAGGAAAUGGAAGAGUUUUUUGAUACUUUUGGGGAAUUAACAAAUGAUGUGAAGAAGACAGAGCGAAAAUUGUUUGAAGUUUUUAAAUCAAUUAACUAGAUCAGUUUGCAAAAGAGUUGAUAUUUGAUUAAAUAGUUACUGUCAUUUCAAUGCAAAAAUUAGAUUCCUAACCACAAAAUAAGCUUAGUACUACAAACUAAACUUUGUUAAACUUUUAAUACAAUAGGGAAUAAAACUGCAGUAUUUAAUAAACCAA